This is a messenger RNA of Paramecium tetraurelia, 486 nucleotides long. RefSeq lists its product as uncharacterized. Lineage: Eukaryota; Ciliophora; Oligohymenophorea; Peniculida; Parameciidae. The transcript is spliced from 3 exons. The record is from RefSeq and is a predicted model, not a curated record.
AUGCAGGAAAUUGAAGCCAAAAAACAAUUGAAAGCAAGUGAAGGAGCCCACUUCUUUUACACUCUGAUCUUCCUAAGCGCUUCAGGCAUCAUAGAGACAUAGUUUAUUGAUCAGAAAUGCAAUUAGAAUUUAGCCUUGUUUACACAUUUGGUUUUCUAUGGAUUAAUUAUUUGGGGAACCUAUAUUCUGAUUACUUUAAUACCAAGGUACAAAAAUCCUGCAAUUAACUUGUUCUUCAAUUUCUUGGAUAUCUGUUUUGCAGUUUACAUAUCCUUUUUGCUAAUCUAUGGAUACAAACUAUAUUCAUCUUAAAAUGACUGUGCAGUUGAGGCUCCUGCGCUCUACUUCUUUUUGGAGGUGUUUAUGUUGGUUAAUGGGAUCAUUUUCAUCAUUUUGGGUCUUGCCUUUAUUUCAUACAUCCUGAAGAGAUUCUCAAAACAUCAAUAGUCGCAAGCUCAAGGGGAUGAGGAAUACUUGGAGGCAUGA